UGGGAGGAGGUAGAGCAGUGUGCAGGCAUCCGACUAGUGAAGACCAUGAUGAAUGGAAACUGUCAGGCAACAGCUCUAGCGCAAGCACUAGUGGAUGAUGAUCUUCAUGCGUAUCCAACGCAUCUAGAAGAAAUGGUUGCGACGCUGAAAAGAGGAAUUCGCGUAAUGGCUCUAACGAACCUGGAAAAACAAUUCCCGCACCAAGCACGGCGAGAGGCGCUAACCGAAGUGGGCAGAGGAUGGCCCACUAUGUCAAGGCCAAACUCACUCAAGCUGUUCGGGCAGUACCUAGAUGAGUACGCAUCCACUCCUUCGAAUGUGGAAGCAACACUGGCGAUGGUGCCGCGGAAAAAUUGGGGACUCUCA
This is a messenger RNA of Phytophthora sojae, 366 nucleotides long. RefSeq lists its product as hypothetical. The record is from RefSeq and is a predicted model, not a curated record. NCBI's taxonomy places the organism in Eukaryota, Oomycota, Peronosporomycetes, Peronosporales, Peronosporaceae. The annotation marks the transcript as partial. The transcript has a single exon.